Messenger RNA from Anoplophora glabripennis (Asian longhorned beetle), 623 nucleotides. RefSeq lists its product as uncharacterized. The coding region runs from base 70 to 555 and encodes 161 amino acids. The record is from RefSeq and is a predicted model, not a curated record. The transcript has 3 exons. NCBI's taxonomy places the organism in Eukaryota, Metazoa, Arthropoda, Insecta, Coleoptera, Cerambycidae.
AUUGGAAGGUACAUUUAUCCCGAGUUUGUCGUCUGUGCGUGUUGUGACCUACAACGGGAUACAGAAACCAUGAAGUUUUACAAGGAAUUUAUUGGUUGUCUUUCUCUAUGGUGCGUCUUAGCUUCGACCAGCGCAGAACCCUCCAUUUGUUAUUAUUGCACUACAGAUGCCGAUGGAACUGCCUGUAACAGUCCUUUGGACGAGAGCGGGAUUCGAGUCCAGUACUGUGGAAAUUCCACUGUGACAACUGACGUAGGUACUGCCAAAGAAAUCGCGAGUACUUCAACUACACAGGGCACAUACGUGUGCACGACCUCAACCUAUACUAGCAACCUUAAUAAUUUUGUGACGAUCAGAGAAUGCCAAAGCAGGCAAAUUGAGGGUGUAGAUAUUUGUUCCUACCUAUCUGGGGCAGAUAUAACUAACAUGUAUUCAAGGGACUUUUCUUGCCAAACAUGUGACUCCGAUCUGUGUAAUAAUGACAAUAGUAGGGCGACGGUGCAUUUCUCCACAGUUGCCUUCAUAGGGAUUGCCCUUGUGAAAUUGUUUGUUUAAUAGACAUAGACAAUAAUAUUAGUGCUGAUAUUUUAUUGUUUCGUUUAAAAUAUAUAUAUUUUGUACUA